GCUCUGUUCUUCUUCUCGAUUCUUCCUCCCGACAAGCCCCCAAGCCACCGACUCUCUCCCCCUUGAAAACCCCGGUGAGAUCUUGAUGAAAUUCCUUCCUUUUCUGGUUCAAUCACAAGAUUUGGGGCUUAGAAUUCUCUCCCUCAACCCAGAAAAUCCCAGUUCUGCUCUGCUCUUCUCCCCUGUCCGUCGGCUGCCAUGUGGAUUUGAAUUUUUGGGCAUUUUUUGGGUAAGCCACAGCCAUGAAAAUCAUCUCUUUAGCUUUGAUUUGGUUUGGGUUACUCUAAUUUCUGUUUUGGUUCUUGAAUUUGGGUUAAUUCCGUGAGCUUCCCCUGCACUUGCCGCCGGCUUCUUCUCCCUGCCAGCUCCGGUUUGCUUGCUAGAAUUCUGGUUCCCGAUCUUUAGUACGUGAAUUGAGUGCUUGGUUUUGCGGAGUGAGUUUUCUGUUAAAUCCAUGCCACAUGGAAAUUUUCGGAUUUGUUCUGAAAUUCGAGAUUGAUUGUGAAAUUCGGGUUUUCCUGUAAACUUUGCAUGGUUUUGUCUCGGAUAUAGUCAUGAUUACUGAUUACUGUGCCCGCUAGUGGAAGGUUUAUAAACGCUAGCACAUGUCGACAUGUAUUUCUGUAAAACCGGUUCACCCUACCAAUGGGGUUAAACAUUGGUAAUUACUGUCGCCUGCCAGUGGGAGUUGUAAACACUGGCACCAUUACUGACGCCUGCCAGUGGGAGUUGUUAAACACUGGCACUUCUGUAACCUUGCCUAUGGGGUUAAACAUUGGCAACUACUAUGCCCGCCAGUGGGAGGUUUAUAAACGUUGGCCAUGACUUAUAGAUGAGACUACUGAACUGAGUUUUCUUCUGCAUUGACGGUUUGUCAUGAAACGUUUUGUUAUUGAACUGAAUCUGAUUUUGCAUUGACGAGUUGUCAUUGAAUGCUUUGCAAUUAAACUGAAUCUGAUUUUGUCACUGAGCGUUUUGGUUAUAUUACACUGUUUAUCUGGCGUGCUUAAAAGUUUUACCUAAGGGCUAUCCAUAUUUACUUACUGAGUUAUCUCAUAGUUUUACCUUGUCCAUCAUUUCAGGAAGCAAAACCGAAGACGGGGAAAUCAAGGGGAGUGACGAGUUAGAAGGCUAGCCAUUUUGAGAUUGACAUAGAUUUAGAAAUAAGUCAUGAUCCUGUAAGCUAGAGUGUAUUUGGAGAUUUUAUGAUAUCAGAGCAGAUUGUAAAAAUUUUAUCUUGAGAUUUUGUGGUAUCGGAUUGUGGUUUGAAUAAGUUCCGAGCCUUAUGCACUUGUGGGACCCGUCUCACGAGUGCACGGCGUCUGUCGCGUCCUUAGAUUUGGGUUCUAGGGCGUGACACUAGUUAUUUCAAAAAAUGAAGGGACUUGCUUGUAUAGUGUUGAAUAGUUCAAUUUAGUUGAAAAAAAUUGAGAAGAGUUGCAACAAGCAUGAUUCUGGGGAUUUUUGGGCAAUUAGAAUUCUAUUUUUGGUAACAAGAAUGACAAGUAAUAGAGGUUUGUUUUGAAAGGAAUAAUUUUAAAUUGUUAAGAUCUCCUUUGAUUUAGUCAAGUGUGUUUAGGUGAAAUCUACCAUGAAAAGGGAAGACACAAAGGGAUGAAAGAGAGGGUAAUGUUGGAAGAAGGAAUAAGGAAAGAGUCUGAUGAGAGACAUUUGUCAAAUCUUUAUCGAUGAAUUGUAUAUGCUGUAACUUUUUUUUU
Messenger RNA from Rubroshorea leprosula, 1718 nucleotides. The record is from the annotation of a GenBank genome assembly. Lineage: Eukaryota; Viridiplantae; Streptophyta; Magnoliopsida; Malvales; Dipterocarpaceae.